AUGUUCACUUGCACCAAAGGCGAGCCAAGAAUUACACCAACCAAGUACAUGGCAUCUCCCUUGCUCCGCAUCAGCCACGAAAGUCGUAAUUGCACACUUCAAUAUUACAACACAGAAUCGUUCACAAAGCUAGUAAUUUUUGAUACCUGGAAAACCAAACGGGUCGACGAGAAGGUGAUGACAGAGACUGCCGGAAUUAUCUACGUCAACUUUCGUCAAGACUUGAUGGUCAUCGCAGACGGUCCAUUUGGAAAGACCACCUGGCUCGCGAAAAGUAUGCGCGAUGAUAAGUUCGGGGGCUCAUACUAUCGCUACUACGCAGAGCUCUACCAAAAUUUGCGCGAGCAAGUACGCCGCGUAGCUAUUUACUUGCCCCAAGUCGAUACCAGUCGUCAAGUAGGGGUUUUAUUACCCCUGAUCCAACAAUCACGGAAUAAUCCCCAAGAAGAGUUGCGACGCCCACAAGGACUCUUCCCAAAUGUGACAGAAACUUUGCGUUUCAUACCCCCAAAGAUCAGGAAGCAAAAACAUGGACCAACUCAGUUCAACAAUGGCGAGGCUACACAUGGGCAACAUGGCUAUCGCUCGUACUGCUAG
This is a messenger RNA of Truncatella angustata, 597 nucleotides long. RefSeq lists its product as uncharacterized. The transcript has a single exon. The record is from RefSeq and is a predicted model, not a curated record. Lineage: Eukaryota; Fungi; Ascomycota; Sordariomycetes; Amphisphaeriales; Sporocadaceae. The coding region runs from base 1 to 597 and encodes 198 amino acids.